AUGCCAAAAUGGCGACGAGAUCGAUCUUAAUUUAGCGCAUCGUAGAACACUUGUCGUUAAUACCUCCAAAACACGAUAUUCGUACUGGAUAAUCGUAGGAUAUUGUACGCCCAAGCGAGAACGGGUUUGACUCGCUUGCCAUAUCUAAUAUCGCACCGUCGCAGGAUUAGAAGAGGGGAAAAAAACUUAUGCGACACACGUGGCUCGAGACACGUUCGCGCCUGGGCGUAUAAUUUCGCGUUAGAUUUUGUACGCGCGCGAUUUGCCAAACGAAUUUUGCCGCUUUAAGUUUAGUACAAAUACGAUGGAUCCACGUUUGCAUAGAAGAACCGAGACGGAAAAGGCACCGGGCGAUUUGAUCGUUGAAUGGUUAAAUGAGGCCUCUAUUGGCCUCUCUGAAGAAACUAAGGUUGCAAACAUAUGUAAAGUGCAGGAGCUUUUGUUGAACAAGGAACCUCAUUUGUUAGAGCAUUAUUUAGAUGAAAUUCUGCAAUUCUCGAUAGACAGAAAUGCUGAAGUCAGAAAGACUGUUACAGGAUUUAUCGAAGAAUCUGGAAUAAAGUUUCCAGAGGUAAUACCUCGUACAGUUCAAGUACUCCUUAGAUUAGCGUCCGAUGAAGCAUCAGUUGUAGCUAAACGAGCGCUUAGAGCCAGUGGUAGAAUUCUCCGAGCUGCUCUCAAGUGGAUCGCCAGUGCUGCUAUUGUUACGACGGAUAUGGAAUUAGCUUGGACACAGCUAAGUGCCCUUAAAAUUCAAAUCAUAAACAUGAUUGACAGUGAUAAUGAUGGAAUAAGAACACAGGCAGUAAAGUUCCUUGAGGGUGUGAUUUUAAUACAGACUUAUCCAGAUCCCGACAGUCCAAAGAAGCCUGAUGAUUUCUCUCUUGAAGACAUUCCGCUCACAUUGAAAAUAGCUCGUCGACGAAAGCUGGAGGAGGAAGCGAAUCACGUUAUGGAUUUGUUGAUCAAAUUUCAUGGCUCUCCACACGUCAGCAGCGUCAAUUUAAUGACGUGUAUGGGAUCUUUGGCGUUAAUCGCUAAAAUGAGACCACAGUUUAUGUCAAAUGUAAUUCAAGCAUUACAAAGGUUACAACAUGAUCUACCGCCAACACUGUCCGAUUCUCAAGUAACCAGUGUACAAAAACAAUUGAAAAUUACGCUUCUUGGACUGAUGAAACAUCCUGCUUGUAUAGAAUAUGCUUCGACCAUAGCUAAACAGUUGACUCAGCUUGGAGCAAAAGAACAAGAAAUUAUUAAAGCCUAUCCAAAACCAGAAGACGUCCGUCGGAUGAAAAAGCGUCAACAGGAAUUAGCGGCUGCCACUGCUGCGAAACGAGUAAAAAUUGAAGUGAAUUUAAUAGACGAGGCAGAAGCGGCACCAAGUCCCGUUCCCCCACCUAAAUUACCAGAAUUAAUUGAACUUUCUGAAAGUUUUAUUGCUGAGAGACUCAGUGUCGAAAUCGCAACGGAUUUAGUAAUGGAUAGUAUGGCAUGGGUUCCGGAUACUAUGACGACAAUUUUUCAAAGAGAAUAUCAACCCACAGCGACUACUGAUAUUAAUAUACAACGUCAAACGAUUGCUAAACUUCUAGCAACACAAAUCAAACAGACUAAAGCGAAAAAGAAUAAAAAAGACAAGGAAGAAGAUGCCGUAAUGGAAGAUUUAAUUAAGAAUCCCACUAUUAGUGUAGCCGAGGCAAAGCGGGAGCGUAAACGUGAAAAGGAUCGGGAAAAAGAGAAAGAAGCGAAAGCCUCAUUAGAAGCUCAUGAGAAAUCUAUUGCAAAAGCCAGGAAUCGUUUAAAAGCAUUAAAAUUAGUUGAAGUGACAAAACCACUUCCAAAAGAAACUAAAGAACGAAUGUUACUGAUGGCAGUUAAUAGGAUAUUACUUGCAGAAAAAACUGCAGUCCUUGGUGGCGUAGCUGCUGUAAGAUCUAAAAUUUUAACUACGCUAGCAGCGACUUUUAAUCCUUAUAUUAAAGAAGCUGUAUUACGUUAUAUUACUGAUGACAUGCGAAAUAGAUUAGAUUUAGCGUUAGGUUGGCUAUAUGAAGAAUAUGCAUUGCUGCAGGGAUUUCAGAGACGGACUACAUUAUGUACGAAGCCACAGGAAGCUCCACAUCAGGCAUACAACUUUUUAUUAUGCACUUUAGUUUCAGCUAUUGAUUUGAUUCAGGGUAAAGAUCGUGAUACUUUAUUAUCCAGACUUUAUCUGGAAGCACCAUUAAUAACAGAAGAUGCUGUAGAGGCUUUAAAAAUGGUAUCGUCUGACGAAACUAGAGGUCUUGUACCAUUGCAACUUCUAAAAGAAAUGGUAGUGCGUAGACCAACCAAACAACUGGUAUUUUUAAAUGUCUUAUUGUGCCACACUGGACAUGAAAACAAUACAAUACGGGAAGCUGCAAUACAAUUAGUCUGUCAAUUGUAUAGCCGACCAGAUUUAAGUAAACUGAUCGAGGAAUAUGCAGUUUUAUAUUUAGGCUUUUUACGUCUUCAUAACCCACCGGAAAUUGUUUUUGGACAAGAUAGAGGCAGACCGCAAAUCGAGAGCCAAUGGACUGAAUCAACUACACGUGCUUGUCUAGGACUGUAUCUUUCUCUUCUCACUGAACAUCAAGAUCUCAUUCACGAAUUAGCCAGAGUAUAUACGUCAAUGGGAGCAGAUGUGAAACGUAUUGUAUUAAGACUGGUAGAAGGACCAGUGAGAUCUUUGGGUAUGGGAAGUCCACAACUACUUGCACUUGUUGAAAGCUGUCCAAAAGGAUCUGAAACUUUGGUCACGAGGAUCAUACAUAUUCUUACAGAAAAAUCUGCUCCAAGCGCAGAGUUAGUAGCCAGGGUACGUGAGUUAUAUCAGACUAGAGUUUCCGAUGUCAGAUUUUUAAUACCUGUCCUGAAUGGGCUCACAAAGAAAGAGGUGAUUGCUGCAUUACCAAAAUUAAUAAAAUUAAAUCCUAUUGUCGUGAAAGAGGUGUUCAACAGAUUACUCGGGACACAUAAUAACGACAGCGGGGUACCACAUACAUCGCCUAUUACACCUGCGGAAUUAUUGAUAGCUCUACAUAAUAUAGAUUCAAGCAAGGCCGAAUUAAAGACUGUCAUUAAAGCAACAUCUCUUUGUUUCGCUGAGAAACAAGCGUACACGCAGGAAACAGUCGCUGUUGUGAUGCAACAUCUUAUGGAGAUGACACCUUUACCAACAUUAUUGAUGCGCACAGUUAUACAAAGUCUGGCCCUUUAUCCCAGGCUAAGUGGAUUUGUCAUGAACAUACUUCAACGUCUGAUUCUGAAACAAGUGUGGAAACAGCCGAAAGUGUGGGAAGGUUUCGUCAAGUGCUGCGAACGCACACAGCCACAAAGUUUCGCCGUUAUCUUGCAAUUGCCACCGGCACAGUUAGCAGAGGCACUUAGGAUGGCGAGCAAUUUACGUGCUCCCUUAUUAGCCCAUGUUGAAGCUUUUGCCGAGAAUCAGAAAGCACACAUUCCGCAAUCAAUAAUGGAUGUCAUACAGGGUAAAGUGCCCUGUGACAUGCACGAUGAGUUUGAUAUUGCACCACCUGGUGAUUAUUCGAAUGAUCAAAAACCAGAUACAAUGGAAAUUGAUCUUUCGGAACCAGCCCCUCCCGGUUUAGAUUAGCAUAAAGUCAUUCCAGUGUUAAGAUCAAAAGCAUCGUAUUUUAAUAUUAACAAGUCCGCUGUGUAACUGUACAGUAAAUUAUUCUUUUCUUUUUUUGCAUCGCUAUAUGCGACAUUUAAUUACAUAUUUCGUUGAUAUUGAUCCAUAUUUAUAUUUUCUUUUAAGUAUAUAUAUCAAUCAGCUAAUAUUUAACGUGUGUGAAUCAAAAAAUAAAAAUCAUAAACGAUUUUACAUUCAAGAGAGCAUGAUUUAGACAGCAACAAUUGAGAUAAUUAUAUAUUCGAUAUAUUUUUCUAUAAUUAGUUUGACACUGUAUACUGACCAUUAGUUUUAUAAAUCUAUUUUCUGAUCUUCAAUCUAUAACAUAAACAUUUAUUUCUAUUACAAAAUACAGUGUCUAAUUCGGUAACAGAAUAAGAAAAUGGUAUUUGACUUUUCAUAUUUAAUUAGUAUUUUGUAACCAUAUCGAAAUAUUGAUAUUUGAAAAAAUUUUGCUGUUUAAUUUUCUAUAAAUAAAUCUCUUAAUUUCGAUUAGAUUUUAAUUUUUAUUUACAUAUGUAUAUACAUAAGAACUUUCUUAUAAAGUAUUAAUUGCAUAAAUCAAUUGAAAUACAAUUUUAUUUAUCUAAAAAUCUUUCAUAUAACAUGCAUAAAGUUUUAGAAAAAAGAAAAGAUUAUAUUCUACUAUUUAACUAUUUAAUUUAGCAAAAAUUUCUUAUACAUGCAUGCAUAUAUAUAUAAAGAAUUCUCGCGAACGAUUGUUUCUCAAUCUGCAUUUCUUUCUUGUCAACUUGCUCAUGUGUAGUUAUAAACAGUUUUGUUUUAUAGUAUGUUUUAUAGUUUGUUCAAAAAUUAUUGUAUUGCAUUGUGAUUAUUACAAAAAAAUAAUGAAAUCAUUAUAAU
Molecule: messenger RNA, 4540 nt
Organism: Solenopsis invicta (red fire ant)
Lineage: Eukaryota; Metazoa; Arthropoda; Insecta; Hymenoptera; Formicidae
Gene: Sym
Product: symplekin
Exons: 16
Coding region: 305-3637 (1110 amino acids)
Cellular component (GO): mRNA cleavage and polyadenylation specificity factor complex
Source: RefSeq, a predicted model, not a curated record